GCAAAACAAGAGCGCGGGUGGAAGUGGAAAUUUUUCCCUAGUGCCUCGUGAAAAUUUGUUCAAUUUUCAUUUAUUAUGAAAUCAGUUCACUUUACACUUUCGAGCGCAAUUGCUUUACUUUCGUUUGUCUAUUGUCAAACAAUAGAUGAAUAUGUGGAUGUUGAUUGUGAAUAUCAGCGGGGUGGAGCUGUAUGCAAUUGCCAAUAUUCAUCAGAAUUUAUGAAAUUGCCACAAUUAAAUGGCAAUCAUCGAUACAUUACAGUGCGCGAUUGUGAGCAUUUUAUGGUCCCAGCUGACUCAUUGCGGGAUUUAGCACAAAUAAAUUUAUUACAAUUUGAAAGCAUUAGCAAGUUAAUUAUUAGUGAAUUUUCCUUCAAUUCAUCACGAAGUCGACCGUCAAUAAGAAUAGAAAUUAAUAAUUGUAGUCUUCCGGCACUACCGGCUCACUUCUUUAAAGGUGUGCUUGAUGACUUUAUGAUUAAAGACUCAAAUAUUACACGAAUUCACAUGUUUGCAUUGACUGGCAUUUUUGGUGAGAUCACAGCAUUUAAAAUUCACAACUCAGCGAUUGGUCAAGUGGAUACACAAGCAUUUAGGAAGCUGUCCAUAGACACACUUGAAAUUCUCAACACGUCGUUCUUAAGAAACACAGUGUCAAAGACAUUUUACGACUGUCACAUAAAAAAUAUUGUCAUUUUAAACUCCCACUUCACAAUGUUAAUGUCAAGUGCAUUUGAUGUGAAGGAAGUUGAGCGUAUGAGAAUCUUGGACUCUACAUUUGGAUUUAUUGAAAGUGAAGCAUUUAUGAUGGAUAUUGCAGAUCGUGCAACUUUUGAAAAUAAUACUGUUGAAAUGAUGCAUAGAAAUGCAUUUAAAGGUAUAACAAUAAAUACAAACGUACCAAGAACAAGAACAGGAAAUGUAUAUUUUGCACUGCAUAAUAAUCAAAUUAACUUCAUACAUCCUAUAGACGACAUGUCCUUUGGUCCUAGUAUUCAAUUGCAAUUAAGCAAAUUAUACUUUAGAAGUCCACAAAAUUGUGAAAGCGUCAACAAGAUUUAUGAAAGUAAAUUCUUCAAUGACAACGCACAUGCAAUUUAUGUGAGAUUAGAGAAUGAGGAUGAGAACUUUAAUUCAAUUUCAUAUUUAAAUGAGAGAUGCAGAGACGACUCAAAAUGGUUUCUGUAUCUUUUAAUCGCGACAGCCGUGAUUGUUUUUCUUGUCAUAAUGAUACCAGCUAUAUUCUGUUAUAUGAGACAUAGAAGGAGAGAGAAGCAACUCGAUUUGAUUAUGCCAGAACCGCGAACUUAUCGGCAGACACACAUUGUGAUGCAAAUUGAAAAUUCAGGUCUCAUAAAAACAGACUUUUAAAUUCAAUUGAUCUCCUGCUACUUGCCAUUCAUAUUGUGAAUAUUUAUUUUAUGUGAUAAUUUGAAUAAAGAAACUUAAUGUACUUACUCGAUAGAAAUGUCAUAUUCCAGUAUAUUGUUUAUGGUCAAUGUCCCAUUUUGUAUUGAUAAUCCUUUUGAUAAUAGCAC
Messenger RNA from Chironomus riparius, 1538 nucleotides. NCBI's taxonomy places the organism in Eukaryota, Metazoa, Arthropoda, Insecta, Diptera, Chironomidae. The record is from the annotation of a GenBank genome assembly.